AUGGAGAUACCCUUCACCCUUCAGCAGAUCGCGCAACUAAGCCGGCGGUCGUUCUUUCCCGUGCGCGUUGAGAACGACAGUGCCAUCUUCCAGAUAAGCUCGGAUACCGAAAUCAGAGUUGCAACGAAUGGAGUCAACCCAAGCAUUUGUGUCCAGUGCCAGGGGCCGAACUCCGACUACCAGCACUCUUUGGGCAUGCCAAUGAGUUUACUUUUUCGAGCUGGGCUUAUGCUUGAUGAGUCGCCCUAUGGUCGCCUCUGGCUUAUCAAUCUAGAUCUACGCGGUCGAUGCGCGACGUGUCGGUCCAUGUUCUACAAUGCCUUCGUUGCAAUCAGCUAUAGGUGCCAGCCACCACCGACGAGAAUCAACCAGUGGUUUUGGAAUGAAGGAAAUACUAUGUUCAAGGCGCUCCUGAUGAGCUCGACCAACCCAUUCCUUCAAGAAUUUCUGUUGUCUGGCAACUGGAGCACAGAUCCGUACAACCAGGAUCAGGAUUGGGGCGCUCCCUUUGUCUGGAUCGACACUUGUAAUGCCACGAGAAGCGAGACAGAACUCCAGCUGGGACACGAAGAGAGAAACGAAGCGGCCAAACAUCCCAACUUGCCCUACGAGAGCUGUGAAUCGCUGUGGGUUUUUGACGACUGGAACUUUUUCCAACUCACCGACCUCGACGCCUAUACCAAAGACUACGCUGCGGCUGUUGCUCCGGACAUGAUGAAACCGAUCAGCGUGUUCAACAGCCACUGGUGUCUCAAUGAGAUUCUGUUGGCCAGGGGGCGAGGCAAGCGCAUCAUGUACCGGAGUCCAGACGAGCUGGUGCCUCUUUCUGAUAGUUUGACGGACGAGGAGCUAAUAGCACGAGCAGAGAAGGCGCGGCAGAUAAUGCGGUAG
Messenger RNA from Penicillium canariense, 891 nucleotides. RefSeq lists its product as uncharacterized. The transcript has 2 exons. NCBI's taxonomy places the organism in Eukaryota, Fungi, Ascomycota, Eurotiomycetes, Eurotiales, Aspergillaceae. The record is from RefSeq and is a predicted model, not a curated record. Bases 1 to 891 code for a protein of 296 amino acids.